AUGGAAGAAUUAAAUACAGCAUCUACAACAAGGCACAUUAGGUUAGUUAGCAUAAGAGAAGGAAGCUGUGAUUCCGCGCAAAUCUUACCUAGCACAGAGCUGCAAUCAGUUCAAGAGCCCAUCUCUGAGGAUUUUAAGACGCAAGCUAGCCCAACCCUCAUCGAUAGAAUACUCUAUGGGGAUCAGGAUAUUGCAACAUGGUUGAAUAUAGUGAAUGGGUCUAUUUGGGGUGUAUUGGCAAGAGAGGGAGUUAAAACUUUGACUACGUUUCCUGGAUCUUAUUUGCUGGGUGUAGUUUGGGCUAAUUUUGGGGCAUGUGUUGCCAUGGGUGUUUUUCUUGAAUCGUAUAACAUUUGGAAGGAUAUACUUGAUUCAAACAUAUUCAAGCUGAGAAACGAAAUCGCAGUUUACACUGGGAUCACUACGGGAUUUUGUGGAGCUUUCUCUUCAUUUCCUUCGGCGAUACUUGAGAUAUUCUACAUGACGUCAAACACAGUACCUCCAACUCCAUUCGAAUAUCCCAGUAAAGGAUACGGUGUUGUGCAGUUCUUUUCUGUUACAAUAGCUCAGUUUGGAUUAUCUAUCGUGGGUUUUCAGCUAGGAAGGCACGCAUCUUGGUCUAUUGAUGCGUACUUACCUCGUUUUAGCAAAACUUCGCUCAAGGUAGUGAAUUGCACAGCUAUGGCUAUCGGUCUAUUUGCAUUCAUAACCAUCUGCAUAUUAAUUGGUAUCCAAGAUGUUGGUACGUGGAGAUCUUGGGUAUUUGCUUGUUUUUUUGCACCAUUUGGCGCACUUUUAAGAUUCUAUAUCUCCAGAGGGUUGAACCCAGUUAUUAAAAAUUUUCCUUUAGGGACAUUUAUUGCUAAUUCAUUGGGUACCUUGCUAAUAGCAGUAUUUACACUAGUUUCCCGGGGAAAGCAGCCUGGUUUCCCUACGAGAAGGAUAGUGAAUAAAUACAUUGCAUGUCAUAUAUUAGUUGGGCUAGACGAUGGGUUUUGUGGAGCAUUAACGACUGUAAGUGCUUUUGUCGUUGAACUUUUUCGAUUAAAGAGAUUCGACGCUUAUAAGUAUGGAAUUUUUUCGGUAGGUAUUAGUUUUGCUAUGACGAUGAUCAUACUAGGGUCCUUUAAUUGGACAGUGGGCCUAACGCUGGCAGUAUGUACUUAG
This is a messenger RNA of Priceomyces carsonii, 1167 nucleotides long. Its product is annotated as fluoride transporter. Gene Ontology annotation, cellular component: plasma membrane. Lineage: Eukaryota; Fungi; Ascomycota; Pichiomycetes; Serinales; Debaryomycetaceae. The transcript has a single exon. Gene Ontology annotation, biological process: fluoride transmembrane transport. Gene Ontology annotation, molecular function: fluoride transmembrane transporter activity. The coding region runs from base 1 to 1167 and encodes 388 amino acids. The record is from RefSeq and is a predicted model, not a curated record.